Messenger RNA from Botrytis cinerea B05.10, 3512 nucleotides. RefSeq lists its product as hypothetical. Gene Ontology annotation, biological process: potassium ion import across plasma membrane; intracellular potassium ion homeostasis. Gene Ontology annotation, cellular component: plasma membrane. Lineage: Eukaryota; Fungi; Ascomycota; Leotiomycetes; Helotiales; Sclerotiniaceae. Gene Ontology annotation, molecular function: high-affinity potassium ion transmembrane transporter activity. Bases 429 to 3236 code for a protein of 935 amino acids. The record is from RefSeq and is a predicted model, not a curated record. The transcript has 2 exons.
GGAAAAUUUGACCGGCGUACCCUCCAUGUACUUAUUAUUAAUCAUCGAGUCCAACAACUUCAUCGUUUGCUUUUCAUUCAAAAGCUCGAUUUUCCUAGACGUAGAGGAAGGCGUUUUCUGUUUCUGGGCAUCUUGUUGAGGAGUUUGUUUUGUGAUAUUUGUUUGUUUGUUUGUUUGCCUGGUUGACUGGAGAUCCUUUCCAACGCUUUGUCUUGGCUUCGGUAUAUCAAUUCCCUGUUGUCGGCACUGCUGCUUGUUCUUGGUAGUGCUACUAUCCUACAUUGGAUAGUAACAACUCGAAGUCUUCGGUCGUUGUAUCCUCCAUAGUAUAGUUAGUUCGUAUUACGAAGAUUCGACUUCCCGAUUUCUGCACGGCAAUCCAGCCACGGGAAAGUGCUGCAGCAAAGAAAGGAAGGGAAAGAAAGACCAUGACAGGUGAACAUUGUACUUGGCAAGUAACAUCUGGCGAAACUACAGCGAGGAACUCGACGGACUUGGAGAUUGAAAGCCACGAAGCAUACGGCCGACGCGAGAAGCUUAGAAACGAUGAUAGAGAAAUUCCCAAAAUUGUGAUUCCGCACGAGAACGAGACGGGGACUUGCACGUUGGAUACGGAAUCGAAACAGAGGAAAUUGGAUGCGAGCAAAGUUCGGAUGGGAGAGGGACAGUUGGGAGUCCCAAAACUUCAAACGGAACCUCGAAAUCGCAAUUCGCAAACAGCACCAAGAACAUUUGGAUCCUUCUUCGCUGUUCAUUCACCAAUUGCUACCAGACCUCUUAAAUCGCUUCUUCCAUCGCGUGGAGACAAAGAGAAAACUCUUCCAAGAAGUAUGAGAGGAAGCUUUUUCAAUUCCCAUCCUUCACGAGAAGAAAUGGACAAGAAACCUCGAUCUCUCAAGAGUUUCAUGGGCGAUGAAUGGUACGAUCGAGUGAUGCGAUGUUUGUCGCCAAUUCUCGCCCUCUUCCCACCACUCAACUUCAUCACAAUCCAUUACACUUAUUUCAUCGUAACUCUCCUCAUCACCUCUUUAAUAUUCUGGGGCUCAUCAAAUCCUUCCAAAUCGAUAUCAUAUGUUGAUUCAUUAUUUAUGGUCACAUCGGGAAUGACGGAAGCGGGACUUAACACGGUUAAUUUGAGUACGUUGACAACUUUCCAGCAGGUUAUUCUUUGGCUAUUGAUUGUAGUUGGGAGUGCGAUUUUUGUUAGUGUGGCGACGGUGAGGACAAGAAAAAGAGCUUUUGAAGUUAGGUUUGGCGAGGUGGUUGGGAGAUAUAAGGAAGAGAGGAGGAGAGAAAGAAUGAGGAGUGGAAGUCGAGAUGCUAUGGGGAGUAGAAGGGGAGAUGGGAAUGGUCUGAUGAGGGCUAACUGGACGUUUCCCUCGACCAGUGGUGGUAAUGGAGGUGAAGAUGCUUUAGAGAUGGAAGAAGGAUUGAAAGUUCGACCAGUUGGGGGGGAAGGUGAUGAUAAUUGUAUGACUGCCAUUUCGGAAAUCUCUCCUCGUGGUGGUAUACCAAAAGAUAUGGGAGAUCAUAUUACGUUUGCACCCAAUGCAUAUCCAGUAAAUGGAAAAGGGAAGGCAAAUGAUGUUACAGUUGGAAGUUCCAAUACCGAAACUGCAACACCAGCUCGAUCAACCAAUUUCCAAUUUCCUACAUCCAUCUCAGAAAACACCAUCAAACAUCGCGUCCAAGAAACCAGUACACCAAUCCAGCAGACCCAAACAGGUCAGCAAGAUCUUGCUCCACUUCAAUAUCCUUCAUACCUAAAUUCUAAUACCACGGGCCGCAAUGCACAAUUUCACGGUCUAUCACGAGCCGAAAGAGAACAUUUAGGAGGUGUUGAAUACCGAGCUAUAUCAUUUCUAGCUUGGUUGGUUCCACUAUAUUUUAUUCUCUGGCAACUAUUAGGAGGAAUUGGAUUGGGUGCAUACAUGGCUUAUAAUAAAAGUAACGUUGCGCUUGAAAAUGGAAUCAAUCCAUGGUGGUUAGGGGUUUUCAAUGCGAUUAGUGCAUUUAAUAAUUCAGGAAUGAGCUUAUUGGAUUUGAAUGUGAUACCUUUUCAAACCUCGGUCUACACGCUCCUAACAAUGGGUCUUCUCAUUCUCGCCGGCAACACAGCAUAUCCUCUCUUCCUCCGUCUAAUUCUCUACACCCUUCUCAAACUUCUCGAUACAUUCCCAAAUGUCCUCUCACCCUUCCAACACCACAAGCCGACACUUCUAUUCAUUCUCCGCUAUCCUCGUCGCAUCUAUACCAAUCUGUUCCCAUCUCGUCCCACGUGGUGGCUUCUCUUCAUGGUCAUAACUCUGAAUAGUAUCGAUUGGGUUGCCUUUGAACUCCUCAACAUUGGUAAUUCCGCAACUCAAGUAAUUGAACCACGUUAUCGUGUUCUCGAUGGACUCUUCCAAGCAAUUGCAGUCAGAAGUGGAGGAUUCUAUGUCAUAAGUAUUCCAAGUCUACGUAUAGGACUGCAGUUCUUAUAUGUUAUAAUGAUGUAUAUUAGUGUGUAUCCGGUGGUAAUUACAAUGAGACAUAGUAAUGUUUAUGAAGAAAGGAGUUUGGGAAUUUACAGGGGAGAUGUGGAGACGGAUUCUCACACAUCGAGAUGGGGAAGAGGUAUGAAGAGAAUUAGGAAAUCAAUAAGUGGAAGGGAUAUCGGCAUACCGCAUACCGCAUCAUCAAAUUCAAACAUAACCUCGACCUCGCCUCCUGACGAAACCACAGGCACCCAAUUCAUUCACCACCAAUUGCGCUCCCAACUCUCCCACGAUUUGUGGUGGUUAACGCUUGCGACUUUCCUUAUCGUUUGUAUCGAAUCGUCGUCGUUUGAGAAAGAUCCAAUUACGUACUCGGUGUUUAAUGUGAUUUUUGAGGUGGUGAGUGCGUAUGGUUGUGUGGGGAUUUCCACGGGCUUGCCGGAUCAGGAUUAUAGUUUUUCAGGGGGGUUGAGGACGGCGAGUAAGGUUGUUCUGGUGGCGGUUAUGGUGAGGGGGAGACAUAGGGGAUUGCCGAGGGCGUUGGAUAGGGCGGUUAGGUUACCUGGGUGGGAGGGAGAGGGGCUAGGUGGAGAGGGUGGUGGAGAGAGGGAGGAGGAGGAGGCGGUGAUUGGGGAGUGUGGGGAGGGAGGAAAAGAAAGAGAUGGGGGGAAAGGGAAGGAGAGAGAAAGGUCUGAGGAAGGAAGAGGAUUGAGAAAGAGAAGGUUUAGUAGAGGGGUGGGGGGUACUGAGGAAGUUUAGCUUUGAUGGAGAGAUUUAUGAGGUAUCUAUCUAGGUAAUGAUUAGAAGCUAUGAUCUGAUUCAAAAUUUGUAAUGGGAUGGGAUGGAAUGGGAUGGAAUAUACUGAAUUAUGAAGAUUAGAUGAUAGAACGAGAGAAAGAAAGAAAUAGAGAGAAAUAGAGAGAGAAUAGGUACCCUUUUUAGUAUUUGAAUUGAGAUUGAAAAUCAAAGGCUUGAUUUUUAGAAUAAAAUAGAUGAGAUUAAAAUAAAUGAGAUUAAAAGAUAAUAAUAUAAUGA